AUGACCUCUGCUAUCGAUAAAGGGAUUAACUCUCUCCUGAUUCUCUCUGACUCACAGACUCUCAUCAAGCUUCUAAAUUCAAAGGGGAGAAAUCUAGAGAUCGCAGGUGAGGCUCAAGUGUUUGUGGGUAUCAGCGACAACAAAAAAUGCAAAACAUUAUGCAAAAUCGCUGGAGAAACCGAGUAUAUUGAGGUGUUGGAUGCGUACGAGAGAGGGGACAAGUUCUAUCUCUACACUGGAAGAGGACCUUCUUCGGAAGCUUUGCAUUUAGGGCAUUUGAUUCCUUUCAUGUUUACCAAAUACUUGCAAGAGGCUUUCAAGGUUCCUCUGGUUAUACAGCUAACGGAUGAUGAGAAAUGCAUGUGGAAGAACUUGUCCGUUGAGGAAAGUCAGAGACUUGCUAGAGAAAAUGCUAAAGAUAUCAUUGCUUGUGGGUUUGAUGUCACAAAGACUUUCAUUUUCUCAGACUUUGACUAUGUUGGCGGUGCUUUCUAUAAGAACAUGCUGAAGGUUGCAAAGUGUGUAACACUUAAUAAGGCUAUGGGAAUCUUUGGCUUUUCUGGCGAAGAUCAUAUUGGAAAACUCAGUUUCCCUCCUGUGCAGGCAGUUCCAUCAUUUCCUAGCUCAUUCCCACACUUGUUCCCUGGCAAGGACAAGCUCCGUUGCUUGAUCCCUUGUGCAAUUGACCAGGUGUGCUGCCACCAGCAACAGAGUAUUGCUUCCACAAUCGAACAGUACUCGCCCUCACUCUCCACAUUGUCUUAA
Molecule: messenger RNA, 765 nt
Organism: Brassica oleracea var. oleracea
Lineage: Eukaryota; Viridiplantae; Streptophyta; Magnoliopsida; Brassicales; Brassicaceae
Product: tryptophan--tRNA ligase, cytoplasmic-like
Exons: 7
Coding region: 1-765 (254 amino acids)
Biological process (GO): tryptophanyl-tRNA aminoacylation
Cellular component (GO): cytoplasm
Molecular function (GO): ATP binding; tryptophan-tRNA ligase activity
Source: RefSeq, a predicted model, not a curated record